AUGUCAGAGGAAGAUAUCACAUACGAGGUCAAGGGUAAAGCGGCAAUCAUCACCCUCAACAUUCCCAAGAAGUUGAAUGCUUUGGACGGUGAGCAGUACUUGAAACUAGGCAAGUUCGUUGAAGAGGCAAACAACGAAGAGGAAACAGUCAUGACUGUGAUCCAGUCAUCUGGCAAGUUCUUCAGUGCCGGUGCUAACUUUGGCGAUAAAAAGUUGAUGCAAGCUGAUCCACAAGAUUUGUUCUCGCACGAGUAUUGGCUACUGAGAUUUGUUGCUAGAAACGUGUGGUUAACCAACUUGUUCAAUGACCACAAAAAGGUUCUCGUUGCCGCAAUCAACGGUCCAGUUAUCGGAUUGAGUUCUGCGUUGGUGCUCUUGUGUGACUUGAUCUACGUCAAGGAUUUGAACAACUUUUACAUUUUGGCACCAUUUGCUAACUUGGGAUUGGUUGCAGAGGGAGCCUCUUCUGCUACCUUGUUGUCGAGAUUGGGCUGGUCAAAGGCUUCUGAGGCAUUGUUUUUGGCCAAGCCAAUCAGUGGAAAAGACUGCUACAAUGCCGGUCUUGUCAAUAAACAUUACGAUGGUAAAUUCAAAUCCACCGAAGAGUUUAAUGAGCAUGUUCAAAAAGAAUUGUUUGACGCUAUUGAGAACUUGCAUGACGAUUCAAUCUUGCAGAAUAAGCAGCUUUUGAAGCUUUCAAGAGACCAAAGCAUCAACCAUGCUAACUCCCAAGAAGUUAUGAGAGGUUUGGGCAAAUGGUUGGAAGGUGUUCCGCAAGGAAGAUUCCAACAAUUGGCAAUGAAAGAAGUUAAGCACAAGUUGUAA
Lodderomyces elongisporus is the source of this 825-nucleotide messenger RNA. It is a transcript of the gene ECI1, whose product is annotated as dodecenoyl-CoA isomerase. The coding region runs from base 1 to 825 and encodes 274 amino acids. Gene Ontology annotation, cellular component: peroxisomal matrix. The transcript has a single exon. Lineage: Eukaryota; Fungi; Ascomycota; Pichiomycetes; Serinales; Debaryomycetaceae. The record is from RefSeq and is a predicted model, not a curated record. Gene Ontology annotation, biological process: fatty acid beta-oxidation.